Molecule: messenger RNA, 2381 nt
Organism: Sander lucioperca (pikeperch)
Lineage: Eukaryota; Metazoa; Chordata; Actinopteri; Perciformes; Percidae
Product: protein FAM171B-like
Exons: 8
Coding region: 155-2128 (657 amino acids)
Source: RefSeq, a predicted model, not a curated record
GAGUUUCCUGCGCAGUUUGAAGAGUGUGACAGCAGCAGAGUGGUUAGGAGGAUGGCGCUGGACUAAGCAUCUCUGUUCGUGUACAAGUUCUAGAUGAAAUCUGGACCUGUGACGAGUGAUAAGUGACCCUCAUCAACAACUUUCUUAUUAAGUCAUGCGCCAUAUUAUGUGUCUGUUAUCGGCGCUGACUUUAUGCCAGAAUGGGAAAGCGACUGGAGCGUUGAGUGCGAGCGGACAGUCCGUGCAUAUCAAUGACGGGAACUAUCCAAAGCGGGAUCACAUUGAACAACAGGAGCCUUCUCAGCACCGACAACAAGUGCUCGGUCCCCCGGCAGAUUCGGUUUAUAACCUAAAGGUCCAGGUCAACAAUGUGCUGAGUCGUCAGUACCUGAGCCAAGCGGUGGUGGAGGUCUACAUCAACUACACCAGGACUAAAACAGCUCUUACUGGGGAGGAUGGCGGUGUUUUACUUCAUGUACCUUACCAAACUGGGGUGCCAAUAACAAUUGUGGCCAGCAAGGAUGGCUACAUUUGUACACUGCUGCCUUAUAAAACCAACAGAAUGCCAAUAUUUUCGUCCGUGACCAUGUCACUACUUGGUCUGAAUCAGGGGAACAUCUGGCUCUUUGAUGAUUCUGUUCUGAUCACCGGCAAAACAUCUGACGCUUGGUCGCAGCCCAUUGUCCAGUUUCCCAAGAGCCUGCUGAAUCUGACAGCCAGCAGUAAUGUCACCUCUGUCUCAGCCUACCUGACCAUUCCCAAGCUGGCGUCAGAGGACAGCUCUCCCAACACUUUGGGCAUCAUGAGCAGUACAUCAGGAUACCUCAGUGUGGAGUUGAGUCCGGUGGCGGCUGUAAGUGUGCAGCUUUUCUCCGGAGACACAGAGUUACAUGUGAGUGGGCCCAUACAGAUCAGCCUCAGCAUCCCUGACAGCUGUGGACUUCACACUUCCAAUGUUGUUCCGGCAUGGUUCUUUAACCGGACCACUGGUGGAUGGAUGAGGAAAGGACUGGGGACGGUGGUGUCAGCAGGAGGAAAACUCGCGUGGACGUUCACAGCUCCUCACCUUGGUUACUGGAUAGCAGCUCCUUUGUCAUCCACCAGAGGUUUCUUUGGAUUUGCCAUCCCCAUUGACUUCAUCUUACAGCAUUCAUCUCUCCUGGUGGCUGUCCUUGGAGGAAUGCUUGUUAUCGCCAUCUGUCUCCUGGCUGGGUUCUUGUUUUAUUGCAGAUGUCCACUCAGUCAAACGAAAACAAAGAAGAUCCUACCGGCGCUGAGAAAAGACCAAACCACCUCCACAUGUGACGACGAAGGAUGUUCAGGGGACUCCUCUCAUCCCCAGGAUGGACCGAACCAAACGUUCGCAGAAAGGGGGGAGAAUCUGCACAACGGCAAUGUAAUAGCCAACCCCAAUGCUGUGGCUAUUACCAUGGAGUGUAACCAACUGGAGCUUAACACUGACAUGAAUGAUCUGCUGGGUUUGCAUGAAACUACAGAUCAGAUCAGAGUUCCGGCCUCUCUGACAGAGAAUCUGUUCCUUUAUAACCAGCCUGUUGCUAUUUUUCACGCUCCAGCAUUCUUCCAUUUGGAGGAGCAGCCCGAGUGGAGCAAGUCGGCCACUCUUCCCCGUGCGGGGGCUGCCUCUGAGCCGCUGGGUAAAGACAGCUUCACCCAGACUCUGCAAAAAGGUCCCUCUGCUGCCCAGAGCCAGGCAGUGGAAACUGAGGACCAGCUCGGGGUUCUCGAAAGCUCUCAGGCAGCAACGUCAACCAACACAUCCAGGGGUCACUUCAGCCUCCCAGAGUCAGCGUCGGUGCCGGGAACGUUAAAUAAAAUCCGGGACGGCAGACACUCCGUGCAUGCCUUGGCAGAGCUUUCUAAAACCCCCUCGACUCAGCCUCCUCGGGCCUGGUUCGUGUCACUAGAGGGCAAACCUGCAGCUGAGAUCCGUUACGCAGUGUCAGAGCAGCAGAGGAGGCAAAGGCCUGUAGAGAGUCGAGAAACCAGCUUAGACUCAGGAGUGGAUAUGAGCGAGCUGAACCAGACGUCUGGCAGGAGGGCUGUAACACUGGAGCGCAAUGCUACUUUUGUCAAAAGCAAAUCCAGCAGCAAACAAGCACCACAGUAAAAACUCUCAACGCUUGCCAUGCCUAUAGCCCCCUUAGUUUGUAUCAACAGCAUCAGUUCUAUCUAUGAGGUGUAACUUAUUGACCUCAUUGUUUCAUUUAACAUAUAAAUGUUAAGGCGCUAGUCCAAGUCGGGGGUAGAGGCCCAUUUGUAGCAUCACAUUCCACAAACGUGGGGGGAGGGGUGUUUGAUAGGACAGCCAAAGACAGGAAAGGACUGUGGUUCGGACUCGCGCCACUGCGGUAAGGACUGAG